CACACGACUUGAUUGUUAAAACCCCCAUCAGUUUAUUCCAACGAUGGCGAAUCGAAUCUCCGGUGCUUCCAAAGAAGUAUCCGCUGCCAUUCCCGACAUGUCGUCAUCGGAUGCAAUCGUAAAUGAAGAAGAAGAAGAAGAAGAAGUUGUUGCGCCUUCGUCCGAGAGGAAACCGUCAUGGCAAAAGCUCCGACGAUACGACUCGUUGGAUUUAGAGUCACGUAAACUCCAUGGUCAUGAUGAUGAAGAUGAUCACGCGUAUGCCAAGGAGAGGAAUUGGAAUGUAAUCUUACACCUAGCAUUCCAAAGCAUCGGCAUAGUUUACGGUGACAUUGGAACGUCGCCGUUGUACGUGUUCUCGAGCACAUUUCCAGAUGGAAUAAAGCACGACGACGACAUUUUAGGGGCGUUGUCGUUGAUCAUCUACACCUUAACUUUGAUUCCUGUAAUUAAAUACGUGUUCAUCGUUCUUAACGCAAAUGACAACGGAGAAGGGGGAACGUUCGCAUUGUACUCUUUAAUAUGUCGAUAUGCGAAAGUGGGGUUGAUUCCAAAUGCGGAGAUUGAGGAUCGAGAAGUGUCGAAUUACCAAUUGAGUUUACCGAACGAAAGAGAGAAGAGGGCUUCAACGAUUCAGUCGAAGUUGGAGAAAAGCCAUUUUGCAAAGGUGUUUCUUCUAUUUGCAACUAUGCUUGGUACCUCCAUGGUUAUUGGUGAUGGUGUUCUCACUCCUUGUAUCUCAGUGUUAUCUGCUGUGGGAGGGAUCAAGGAGGCUACCCCUGCAAUAACAGAAGGUAGGAUUGUUUGGGCAUCAGUAGGCAUAUUGGUGUGCCUAUUCAUGUUUCAAAGAUUUGGAACAGAUAAAGUUGGUUACACUUUUGCUCCAAUUAUCCUCAUUUGGUUUGUUUUCAAUGCUGCAAUUGGUGUUUACAACUUCAUAAAAUAUGACCCAACUGUCCUUAAGGCCUUAAAUCCAAACUACAUUUUUCAAUAUUUCCAAAGGAACAAAAUGGAUGCUUGGAUUUCUCUUGGUGGCGUUGUUCUAUCCAUUACAGGGACCGAAGCCUUGUUCGCCGACGUUGGCCAUUUCAGUGUCCGAUCAAUCCAGCUAAGCAUGUCAGUAGUGACCUAUCCAGCUCUAAUUUGUACUUAUGUAGGCCAAGCCUCAUUUCUUCGCAAGCAUGAUGAUCUAGUUUCAGACACAUUUUACAAGUCAAUUCCAGGAAGGUUUUAUUGGCCAAUGUUUGUGGUAGCAGUAUUAGCAUCAAUCAUAGCAAGCCAAGCAAUGAUCUCAGGAACUUUCUCAAUAAUUCAACAGUCACUUUCACUUGGAUGCUUUCCAAGAGUUAAAGUGGUUCAUACAUCAGCUAAGUAUGAAGGACAAGUUUAUGUUCCUGAGAUAAACUACCUUCUAAUGUUGGCUUGUAUUGGUGUUACUUUGGGGUUCAAGAACACUACAAAGAUUGGGAAUGCAUAUGGAAUAGCAGUGGUUUUUGUUAUGACACUCACAUCCUCCUUCCUAGUACUCAUUAUGGUAAUGAUAUGGAAAACUCACAUCCUUUUCGUAAUCACUUACAUUCUCAUCGUUGGUAGUGUGGAAUUAGUGUAUUUGAGUUCAGUCCUUUACAAGUUUGACCAAGGAGGCUAUCUCCCUCUUGCUUUUGCUGCUGCUAUGAUGACAAUCAUGUAUGUUUGGAAUAGUGUGUUUAGAAAGAAGUAUUUUUAUGAGCUCGAUAACAAAAUCUCUCCACAAAAGCUCAAUGAGAUAGUCAAUACCACCAACAUUACAAGAAUUCCUGGCAUUGCAUUCUUUUACACUGAGCUCGUUCAAGGCAUCCCUCCCAUCUUCAAGCAUUAUGUCGACCACAUUCCCGCAUUGCACUCUGUGCUCGUCUUUGUCACUAUUAAAUCGCUUCCUGUGAGCAAGGUGCCGGCUAAUGAACGUUUCCUCUUUCGACAAGUAGAGGCGAAGGAGAUUGAAGUGUUUCGUUGUGUUGUUCGAUAUGGGUACACAGAUGUGCGGACUGAGCAAGAAUCGUUUGAGAAGAUAUUACUGGAAAGAUUGGAAGAGUUCCAGAGAGAGCAACGUACAUCGAUUAAUAACGAAAAUGGAGUGGAUGGAAGAGUUGAAAAGGAGGAUGAGGAUGAGAAAGGAUUUGGAAGAACUGGAGAAGCAUGGAAGGAUGGAGUUGUUCAUUUGGUUGGGGAAAGUGAAGUGGUUGCUAAAAAGGGGGCAAGCCUUAGAAAGAGGAUAAUGAUAAACUAUGCAUAUAGUUUCUUGAAGAGGAAUUUGAGGCAAACUGAUCAAGUCUUUGAUAUUCCUCGCAAGCAUAUGCUCAAAGUAGGAAUGACUUGUGAACUUUAGCAUUUAGUCACUUCAGUUUUUUUUGUCUUUUCGAUGUCAAAAUUUGUAUUAUUUUUCUACUUUCCUUGAGCCAAAUGUUGCUUUUAUGAUUUGUAAACAUAGUUGUACCACAAUAGUAUUGAUUUUUCUUUUACAUUUGUUCUAAAAAGAAUCCCAUAAUACUUGUUGAAAGUAAUCCGACGCAAUUUGGUUAA
Benincasa hispida (wax gourd) is the source of this 2559-nucleotide messenger RNA. Its product is annotated as potassium transporter 5-like. Gene Ontology annotation, molecular function: potassium ion transmembrane transporter activity. Gene Ontology annotation, biological process: potassium ion transmembrane transport. Gene Ontology annotation, cellular component: membrane. NCBI's taxonomy places the organism in Eukaryota, Viridiplantae, Streptophyta, Magnoliopsida, Cucurbitales, Cucurbitaceae. The record is from RefSeq and is a predicted model, not a curated record.